This is a messenger RNA of Xylona heveae TC161, 2424 nucleotides long. Its product is annotated as P-loop containing nucleoside triphosphate hydrolase protein. Gene Ontology annotation, cellular component: signal recognition particle receptor complex; endoplasmic reticulum membrane. Bases 54 to 2048 code for a protein of 664 amino acids. The record is from RefSeq and is a predicted model, not a curated record. Gene Ontology annotation, molecular function: signal recognition particle binding; GTP binding; GTPase activity. The transcript is spliced from 4 exons. NCBI's taxonomy places the organism in Eukaryota, Fungi, Ascomycota, Xylonomycetes, Xylonales, Xylonaceae. Gene Ontology annotation, biological process: SRP-dependent cotranslational protein targeting to membrane.
CAACCAUUGAGCAUCAUUUCCGUUCACAGGUCUUCUACGAGGAGUGAACGACGAUGCUUGACAGCUUUGAAAUCCUGACCACCUCCGGGGUGGUUCUCUGGUCUAGAACUUUUGCUCCCGUUGGUCCCAACGUGAUCAAUGGCUUAAUUAGAGAUGUCUUUAUCGAAGAGCGCAUCACACCCAACGCAACAGUCACUGAGGAUUUGUCGGCGGCUCGGAAUCCACCGUAUAAAAGGGAGAAAUAUACUUUGAAGUGGACAGCUGUGAAGGAGUUGGGUUUGAUCUUUGUCGCUGUCUACCAAUCUCUCUUGCAUCUUUCCUGGAUCGAUAAGCUCCUUGACAAUGUGCGGGUUAUAUUUGUCGACCUCUAUGGCGAUCAGCUCAAGAAGCCCAACACGAGCAUUGUUGAGUGUCACUUUGACGAGUAUUUCGACCAGCAGAUGAGGGAGCUGGAGAAGAGUGCGCGGUCAGCUCAGCCUGCCAAGGCCGUUGCUGCUGCUACUGCUGCUGCUGAUAUUGCGCCAUCAACGCCUGGCGGCGUUGGAGAGGAGCCCCCGCCAUUGCCGGGUAUCAAGAGCUUAUCGCAAAAACAACCAUUAUUUACACCCGUCCCAGCUGAGUUAAGCCCUGUCUCGACCCCUGAGGUCUCGCGACCAGCAUCCCCCGCUGUCAGCCAUCUACUAUCUGCGAAAGGAGGACCUGGCGGCCGAACAUCUCGUCGGGCAAGGAAAGCAGCCAAUGCGUCAGCGCAUGCGUCAUCGGGCGAAGAAUCUCCAGCUAGACGGCCCAGGAGCGUUAAAUCGAACACGAAGAAGAUGCGAAAGUGGGAUGCGGACGGACUGGCAGACGAGGACGACAAUGAGACUUCUCUCGACUACUCAAUGAAUGCGGGUGACGGAGCGGACGAUGGGCAAGAUGGUGGUUCUCGCGCCCCUGCAGUAGAGGCAGUCAGCCAAUCUUCCUGGGGGAAGAAGACUGGAAAGGGCGAAUUCGUCCUCAAGGACCUUGACGAGGAAGUACACGAGAUUCUAUCAUCUGCAGAUGCCAAGAAAGCCAACGGUGCUGCGUCUGACGGAAUUAUGGGCUCAGGUAUAAGCGCGAUCAGCGGACUGUUCCGUAACGUAGUCGGAGGCAAGACCCUCACGAAACAAGACCUCGAUAAAGCGCUCAAGGGUAUGGAGGAUCAUCUAUUGAAAAAGAACGUUGCACGCGAAGCUGCGAUGCGGCUUUGUGAAAGCGUUGAGCGUGAACUUAUCGGCGCCAAAACUGGCAGCUUCCAGAGUGUCGACAGCAUCAUCCGUACCGGCAUGGAGUCUGCUCUCCGCAAGAUCCUCACACCCACCUCAUCACUCGAUCUCUUGCGCGAAAUCCAAUCCGUCACUUCCCCCUCCAUUACCUCUCUCCAAAAGCCCCGCCCGUACGUCAUCUCUAUAGUCGGCGUCAACGGUGUCGGAAAAUCUACCAAUCUCUCCAAAAUUUGCUUCUUCCUCCUUCAAAACAAAUUCCGCGUCCUGAUCGCCGCAUGCGACACGUUCCGCUCCGGCGCCGUCGAGCAGCUGCGCGUACACGCGCGGAACCUCAAGGAACUCGGCGAGCGCGAAGGUGGCUACGUCGAGCUCUAUGAAAAGGGAUACGGCAAGGACGCUGCCAACAUUGCGAAAGAUGCUGUGACAUUUGCGGCCCAGUCCAACUUUGACGUUGUCCUCAUCGACACGGCUGGCCGCAGACACAAUGACCAGCGUCUCAUGUCCUCGCUCGAGAAGUUUGCCAAGUUUGCCCAGCCCGACAAGAUCCUUAUGGUGGGCGAGGCUCUCGUGGGCACAGACUCGGUUCAGCAGGCGCGUAAUUUCAACGCCGCCUUUGGUACCGGCAGAGCCCUCGACGGUUUCAUCAUCUCGAAAUGUGAUACCGUCGGCGACAUGGUCGGAACCCUGGUCAGCAUGGUCCAUGCUACUGGUAUCCCUGUACUCUUCCUUGGUACCGGCCAGCAUUAUAGCGACUUGCGCACCCUGAAUGUCUCUUGGGCGACCAACUUGCUUAUGAGCUAGGUUGUCCCUUUGCUUAUGAGCCCCUUUCAUCUCUACUUGGAAGCUUUAUUUUUAUUUUUAUUUUUAUUUUUUUUUUCUCAUCUGCGUGUUUAUUUCUUCUUUUAUCUCCUUUUGCUAGCUUGAUGAUGGACUGCUCAUAGUGGAGGGAAAAGUAGUCGACGGGUCCUGGUCCGUAGAUGUCGAGGAUACUCGAAAUGUAUCUACGCGGCAAGGCGGCGCAUUUGACGGCUUUUGUUGUUUCUUUCCUUUCCUUUUCUUUUUCAUCACCGCUCUGUCCUUUCAUUGUUGUCAUUACCCAUACCAUCAUCAACACAUCCACAGAUACUAGUCAGUAUACCUCCCGCUCGAUAUUUGAUAUCUUUAAUGAAGCCACGAC